CAUAAUUGUGGUUUGUGUGUGUGUGUGUGAAGUCACGUGACCAUUAUAGAUUAUGCACGUGUUGUCAAUCUGUCUCCUUUACGAGGGCGAGCGAGCCGCCGCCGUCAGAAGCUUCCGUUCUGCUGUCUGAAUCGGUCAUGGAGGACGUGCUAGCCACGGCAGAGGGAGUGGUUUUAGUAAAGCUGGUGAAGGUAGCGCAAAAGCUAGGUCUAAAAGGUGAAAACGGAACUUGGAAGGAGUUUUUAGAUUUUUAUGACAAACAGCUAGGAUCUUCGAGCUUAAGUGAUCCUUCAAAGCGGCGCAAAGAUGAUUUGGUGGCUUUUCUUACUACACUCAAGAAGAAAGAAGAUUUGCAGCUGUUGGCUAAGUCUCUCAAACUCGACAAUGAUGUUUUUGAGAAAUUCAAAAAGAAAUCUUUGGAUGAGACAGCUGAGCAGAGGCUAGUUCGAAUGACUCUUACGCAUGAUGAGUACCCAUUAGACUAUUUGUUCCCAUCUAACGCUGAGGAUUGGGUUAGAACAGGGCUUGGCAAGAAGAAGAUGGAACCGACAAAGAUCGAAAUGAUUGCCAUUGAUUGUGAGAUGGUUCUUUGUGAAGAUGGGAGUGAAGCUGUUGUUAGAGUUGCUGCAGUUGACCGUGAUUUAAAGGUGAUUCUUGAUGAGUUUGUGAAACCGAAUCAACCGGUUGUUGACUAUAGGACUUUCAUUACUGGACUUACUGCUCAAGAUCUUGAAAAGGCUACUAUAUCUGUGGUAGAUAUACAGGAAAAAUUGCUGAUGUUUAUCUCUGAGGAUACAAUUUUGGUUGGUCAAAGUUUGAACCAUGAUCUAAAAGUAUUGAAGGUGGAUCAUGCCAGAGUAAUUGAUACUUCACUUGUGUUUAAGUAUAACUAUGACGGUACAAGAAGGCCUUUAAGACUUAAAAGACCUUCUUUGAAUUAUCUGUGCAAGUGUAUAUUGGGAUAUGAAGUGCAGAAAGAAGGUGUUCCACACAAUUGUGUUCAUGAUGCAGAAGCUGCAAUGAAACUUGUACUUGCUAUACUAGAUAAUGGAGCAGAGACCUCCGUUCCACUAUCUAAAGAGAUGUUGGAAGCUGAGAAGUCAAAGCUCUACCUUCAUAGAAUCCCUUGCAAUGUUCCAUAUGAAGAGUUAAAUGGAGUCGUUUCCAGGGAUAUCCCACAUGAAGUUAAGGUAUGAAUCCACUCAACAUAUACAUAUUCUUAUCCAAAUUCUGUAUUUUAUGAGGCUCUCGUUGUUUCUUGAUUUUCUUUUGGCAGCCGUCGAAAAAACAAGACCGUCACUACUAUAGCGCGAUUGUUGUUUUUAAAAGUCCAGAAGAAGCAAAUCAAGCAUUUGAAAACAUUGCUGGAGACUUUGGAAAGGAUUCGAGGGGGUUGUCACAAAAACAGAUCUUUCUAGAGCCGAGUUCAUCAGAACCUAGAUUAUAUGUUCUCGUUCGUAAAAUGGUCGAAGAUGAUUUGGUUGGGGAAGUCAUAGCAGAGGAGAAUAAUGCGAGUUCUAAGAAACGGAAGAGAGAAAAUCAUUCUAAAGGGACCAGAGAUAGACGCAGGUGUAAACCAUUGUCCAGACGAAAACAGAGAAGCAAUGUCAAACGAAGAAGAUAAUAUCAAGGAAAAUCAAGAACUCAAAGCAAAAUGAUAAGAUGAUAAUUGGUCCGGAUUCUUGAAAAUUGCUUUCACUGUGACUCUAGUUUGUGUUUGGUCAUCGUUGAUGCCCUUAAUGAACCUUGGAUAGUAUUUUGCCAAUUUAAAGGUUAAAGAACUCAGAGACUAUUGAUUUAAGAU
This is a messenger RNA of Arabidopsis thaliana (thale cress), 1804 nucleotides long. RefSeq names its product small RNA degrading nuclease 2 (gene SDN2). NCBI's taxonomy places the organism in Eukaryota, Viridiplantae, Streptophyta, Magnoliopsida, Brassicales, Brassicaceae. Gene Ontology annotation, cellular component: nucleus. Bases 138 to 1196 code for a protein of 352 amino acids. The transcript has 11 exons. The record is from RefSeq and is marked reviewed. Gene Ontology annotation, molecular function: exonuclease activity; nucleic acid binding.